AUGCAACCAAUACCAGUGGCUCCAGUGGAGGGGAGGAUACGUCGCAGUGUGCCCAGCCUGCCAGCAAUCAAGCCAGACAGGCUAAAAACAGCUAAAAUGCUGGUGGAGAAAGCAGUGAAGCUGAGGAAAGUGUUCUCAGUGCAAGGACCCUACCCUGUGAUCCGUGCUGCCUUGUGGGCCAGAGGGUGGGUGGAACGUCGUUUGCCUCGUCCUGCCCAGCGAGCACCUAAUUGCCAUGGCAAUGAGGAGGAGGAUGGCGAUGAUGGUGAUGUCAGUGUUGAUGUUGCUGAGAGAGCGAAUGAAGGCGAGAAAGACGAGAACCUUGAUGACAUGUAUGACCUCAUGUCUCGCCUCGUUCGAAAUGAAACGACUUAUUUCCACUGGACAACACGUCGGGAUUACAUAGACUGUCGCUCCUUAAGAAGUGACCAAAUGACCAACCACUAUGCAAAUUCCGGGACAUUCACUACCAAGGUCGGGCUCUGCAUAAACCUGCGUAACCUUCAGUGGUUUGAUACAGCUGAUCCUGAUACAUUCUUUCCGAGAUGCUACAGGCUUGGGGCAGAGGAUGAAAAACAUGCAUUCAUAGAGGAUUUCAGGAGGACAGCAUGCACCAGCUUGCUGCAGCAUGUUGUUGAGACGAGUCGACUGAUGAGAGACAGACCGGAGGGUGAGGAACAGAGAGCCUGAAACAGUGUCUCUGUUGAGUUUGAUAAGAUGAAGCAUCAAUUCGUUGGUCCUGGAAUCAUCAACACUGCAUUGCACAUGUGCCAAGAGUUUCUCAGUGUUUUAGAGCAUGGUGACAUCGAUGUUACUGCAGAAACACCACCCUCAGUGGAGGAACAGCAGUGGGCAGAGUUUCUGCAGGAGUACUACAGGGUUGUGCAUGAAGAUGCAUUGAUCAGGGGCAGUAGUGUGUUUGUGGAGCGCUGCCAGGCCAUGUUAAUCAGACUGCAGGAGGUCUGCCCUCAGCUGGAUACAGAUGGAAUAAACAACAUCUGGAUCAUCAAACCAGGUGCCAAGUCAAGAGGGCGAGGUAUUCUCUGUAUAAAUCGCUUGGAUGAGAUUUUGGCACUUGUGGACAGCGACAGAGCCAUGACUAAGGAGAGUAAAUGGGUGGUUCAGAAAUACCUGGAGCGUCCUCUGUUGGUCCACGGCACCAAGUUUGACCUCCGCCAGUGGUUCCUUGUCACGGACUGGAACCCUCUGACAGUCUGGUUCUACAGAGAGUGCUACCUGCGUUUCUCCACUCAGCUCUAUUCCACAAAAACUCUGGACAGCUCAGUUCACCUGUGCAACAACUCGAUCCAGAAGCAUUUCCAACCCUCCUGUGAGCGCCAUCCAGGAGUGCCUGAGGACAACAUGUGGUCCUGCUCUCAGUUCAGGGCUUUCCUACAGCGGCAGGGCCGUGGAGCAGAGUGGGAGUCAGUGGUGGUCCCCGGUAUGCAGCGAGCAGUGGUCCAUACCCUGCAGACAGCCCAAGACCUGGUCGAGCCUCGUAAGGCGAGUUUUGAGCUCUACGGAGCUGACUUUAUGUUGGGCAGAGAUCUGAGGCCUUGGCUUCUGGAAAUCAAUGCUAGUCCGACUAUGGCCUGCUCCACCGCUGUGACAGCUCGCCUCUGUCCUGCUGUGCAGCUGGACACACUGAGGGUUGUGCUCGACCGUCGGACUGAUCCCAGUGCGUACACAGGAGGCUUCCAGCUAAUCUACAAACAGGCUGCAGUUGAAGUGCCUCAGUAUGUGGGAGUGAACCUGCUGGUGGAAGGCGUCCCCAUAAGGCGAUCCAGACCUCUGCUUCAUAGACAAACCGCUCUGCUCCACAGAGUUGUUUCCAACCCACCCCUCACUGUCCAGUUCCCUUCAGACCAGUCGACGUCAGAAGAGGUUGAAACACUACAUAAACCAUCAGGUCAGAAGUGCUCUGCACUCUCAGUUUCACGCCACCCAGGCAAGGAGAACCGAGCUGCUAGACAGAAUAAGAGACAGCUGACAUCAAUAUCUCCUAAGAGGGAUCACGGGGGAAAAACAGAAGUUCCAAAUACUUCCUGUGUCCGCAGGUCUUGUCGCAGCAUGGCAUGUGAACAGCCUUUGGUGAUACACACUGAACCUCAGAGGAAAGCACGACGCUUGGGUUUGAGUCUUGGUGCCAACAGGGCAAAUGUGGUCCCACGGAGCCUUUCCUUUUCCCUCAGCCCCCCUCACAACAUAUCAGAGAGCAAAUCUCAGGCCAACUCAGGCCAUGCAUCACACAUCCCCAGAUCCCUCCUUCCCCAGACAGCUUUGGUGCCCCAACAUAGGACUCCUACUCGGAUCUUUCCUCCACUCCAGGGUCCCCUUCCUACUCUAGAGGUCUUAAGCUUGCAACCAAACAUUGUGGCUGCCAGUUGUAAUCCAAACUUGUCCUCUCAUCCAAGCAUUCACAAGCAUCAGUUAUUCCUCCGCUCUCAAAGACAAAGCUUGGGCAAAUAUAAAGGAGAGCGCACUGGGGAAGAGAAACACUAG
Molecule: messenger RNA, 2502 nt
Organism: Plectropomus leopardus (leopard coralgrouper)
Lineage: Eukaryota; Metazoa; Chordata; Actinopteri; Perciformes; Serranidae
Source: RefSeq, a predicted model, not a curated record